CCGCCCAGGAGAAUGAUGGCGGCACUGGCGUCGUCCAGGUGGGGUCGCGUUCGUGCGCGCCGUCGCUGGUCCGCCUCUUCCCGGAAGAAAGAUGGCCGCGGCCUAGGCGCGUCCCAGGCGCGUCCCGUUGGAGGCGUCACGGGCGCUCGGGCCCCGCUCGGCGGAUCCUGGGCGAGGGGAGGGAGGCCGCUCCUGGCCACACUUGUGGGACAUCCCAAAGUCCGGACCCAGGUGGCCAUGGCGUCCAGGCAGCCUUCCCUCUGCGGCCUGGCUUCUCACUGCCUCUGGGUCUUGGGGGUCAUCCUUCUGAUGGAUGUGUCUGCCCGGCCUGCCAACCACUCAUCUGCUCGGGAGAGAGCAGGCAACAGGGAGGAGCGUGAGAUCCUGCCCCCAGACCACCUGAAUGGGGUGAAGCUGGAGAUGGAUGGGCACCUCAACAAAGACUUCCACCAGGAGGUCUUCCUGGGGAAGGACAUGGAUGGCUUUGAGGAGGAUGCGGAGCCGCGGAGGAGCAGGAGGAAGCUGAUGGUCAUCUUCUCCAAGGUGGAUGUGAACACCGACCGGAGGAUCAGCGCCAAGGAGAUGCAACACUGGAUCAUGGAGAAGACGGCCGAGCACUUCCGGGAGGCCAUCGAGGAGAGCAAGGUGCACUUCCGCACUGUGGACCCUGAUGGCGACGGCCGAGUGUCGUGGGAUGAGUAUAAAGUGAAGUUUCUGGUGAGCAAAGGCCACAACGAGAAGGAGGUUGAGGAGAAGAUAAAGAAUGGCGAGGAGCUGAAGGUCGACGAGGAGACACAGGAAGUCCUGGAGAACCUGAAGGACCGGUGGUACCAGGCGGACAACCCCCCCUCAGACCUGCUGCUGACCGAGGACGAGUUCCUGUCGUUCCUUCACCCCGAGCACAGCCGUGGCAUGCUCAAGUUCAUGGUCAAGGAGAUCGUCCGGGACCUGGACCAGGACGGCGACAAGCAGCUCUCGCUGCCUGAGUUCAUCUCUCUGCCCGCGGGCACGGUGGAGAACCAGCAGGGCCAGGACAUUGACGACAGUUGGGUCAGAGACCGGAAAAAAGAGUUUGAGGAACUGAUCGACGCCAACCAUGACGGUAUUGUGACCAUGGCGGAGCUGGAGGACUACAUGGACCCCAUGAACGAGUACAACGCCCUCAACGAGGCCAAGCAGAUGAUCGCCAUCGCCGACGAGAACCAGAACCACCACCUGGAGCCCGAGGAGGUCCUCAAGUACAGCGAGUUCUUCACGGGCAGCAAGCUCAUGGACUAUGCCCGCAACGUGCACGAGGAGUUCUGAGCCGCCGCCGCGCGGCCCUUCUCCCGGCCUCCCUCCCCCUCGCCGCCUCGCGGGCCGGGCUCCUCGGUGCAAGCGGAGCCCUGGGCCCCGAGCCCCGGUCCGCGGGCCCACGUGCCGCCGCGCCUCACUUCUGAGAAGCGGGUGCUGUUGUGCGAAGGCACCGACCGCAGAGGCGCCCCGUGGGCUGCCCACGCCUGUGGGACGCCACGCGGCUCCUGCCGCUUCCUUGGAAACCGGGUGGCGGGGGUCGUGCCGGAACGUGCUGCCGGUAGCCAGCUGCUGGGGGUGCCCGCCCUUCCUGGGGCGCUGGGGACGGGCUGUCAGAAUGUCCGCGCUCUGCAAAUACAAACACUUGUGACAAGAGUCUUAUGAAUUUACUCUAAAAUAUAGUUGCCUUUUUCUCCCA
Suricata suricatta (meerkat) is the source of this 1711-nucleotide messenger RNA. RefSeq names its product stromal cell derived factor 4 (gene SDF4). The transcript has 7 exons. The coding region runs from base 13 to 1305 and encodes 430 amino acids. Gene Ontology annotation, biological process: calcium-ion regulated exocytosis. The record is from RefSeq and is a predicted model, not a curated record. Lineage: Eukaryota; Metazoa; Chordata; Mammalia; Carnivora; Herpestidae. Gene Ontology annotation, molecular function: calcium ion binding. Gene Ontology annotation, cellular component: endoplasmic reticulum.